CCCAGACUGUUCAACCCGGCCACCCUCCAGCUCGAACCCCCACAGCACACCAUGUCGGGGCCUCUCAUUGUUUCCAAGUUCGACCCCUCCAACACGCACUUGGCCCUGGCCGUGCAGGCGUUGGACACGCACCAGGUGAAAGUCCAGGCCUUGGUGGUCUCGCAGCACCUGUUGAACACGCUGUUUUCGCUCAGCAAGGGCCAGCACGUCUCCGCCUUGGAGUGGCUCUCGGCGUCCGAGCUAGCGGUGUGCCUCACCAACGGCUCGGUCCUAGUAUAUACGCCCGCCUCCAACAGUAUUGCCGGGGAGCUCCGCAGCCCCUCCAGCGCGGCCAUCACCGACCUCCACUACUCGCAGAUCACCGGCACGGCGUGGGCCGCCGACGCCGACGGCCGCUUCUACGAGUGGGACACGCGCUCGUGCACGCUCUUGCAGGCGUUUGCGCUCGCAGACAUGCUCGACGCCGCCGAGGCCGUGUCGAAGCUCUCCACCGUCAUGUACCAGGACGAGCCGCACUUGCUUGUGGGCACGCACAACGUGUACUUGGUGGACGUGCUUGCCAAGAGCAUUGCCAAGACCUUCCCUGCGCACGUGCAGCCCGUCCGGGCGAUCGUGCCCGUGCCGGGCGACGCCGACCUCUUCUUGACGGCCGCCGAGGGCGACCGCUUCAUCAACGUGUACUCCAUCUCGCGGCACUCCACGCGGGCCGUGUUGGUGGCGCCCGCGGCGGUGCAGCAGAUCGCGUUGGGCAGCCACGGCGCGCUCUCGUUGGUGGCGGCCAUCACCGAGACCGGCACGCUCGAGAUCUUCCGGAACCCGUUGUCCUUCGAGGCCCAGCCGCACGAGGCGUCCAAGAAGAGGCGGAAGCAGCUUGCGUCCAGCGUCCAGUCCAAGCACGCGGACGCGUCCAUCAAGUACUCGCGGCCCGAGGACGAGAUCCGCGGCCCGAACGACGAGCUCUUGCCGGUGCACGCGGUCUCCGCCACGGCCAGCGUGUUGCACACCUCGUGGUUGGAGAGCGGCGCCGUCUCGCGUUUCGACGCCAUUCCAUGGCACACGCACAGCGGCUUUGCCUUGGCUGGCGCGGCCGUGGUCCGCAAAGCCCGGCAGGAAACCAGGCCCACGGCGCAUGCCGAGGGCGGCCACGACGUGGCCGCGCCCAAGCUCUACCACGAGGCCGACACCGUGGUCACCGAGGGGAGCGCCUUCCAGAACGACCUCGUCCACAGCGACGACGACGACGACGAGACGUUGGCGGAAAGAUUGGAGAAGCUCUCCGGCGGCAGCCAGAGACGCUCUGCCUUGGGCAAGAAGAAGCUCCGCAAACACACCGCGGGCACGUUGACGGUGGUGUUGUCGCAGGCGUUGCGCAACAACGACCACUCGCUCUUGGAGACGGUGUUGGCCAACAGAGACCCCGCGGUGGUGCAGAACACCAUUUCCCGCUUGGACUCGUCCUUGGCCGUGCUCCUCUUGGACCGCUUGGCCGAGCGGAUCACGCGCCACCAGCAGCGCUUCGACCAGAUGAACUUCUGGCUCAAGUGGAUCAUCAUCGUGCACGGCGGCGUGUUGUCGUCCAUGCCCCACCUCCACAACAAAUUGGCCAGCUUGCACGCGGUGCUCACGAAGAAGGCCAGCACAUUGCCCCGCCUCUUGGAGUUGCAAGGCCGCUUGAACAUGAUCGAGCAGCAGAGCAGCUUGAAGAAGGAGAUCAUGAGAGGCUGUGCCACGCAGGACGACUACGACGACGCGGACACCGACGUGGAGUACGUGGAGGAGAUCGACGAUGCCGUGGAGGCGGGGCUCAUCGACUCCGACUCCGAGGACGGCGACAUGAUGGACGCCGUGGAUGACUAUGAGGACGACGACGACGACAACGACGACGACGACGUCCACGCCGCAGGCUUGCCUGAAAACGACGACGACGGCCUCAGUGACGUGGAGACGGCGGUGGUGAACAAUGAUGUCCACGAGGAAGACUGAGCGCGGCCGCAUUGAGCGCACGCUUGCGGAACGAGGCUAGCAUCGGGAAUCAGCCUCGGUCCCACAAUCGGCCCGCAUUCGAAACCACGCUCGGAAGCACGGUCCAGCCGGGCGCCGGAAAGGCCUGCGGUGGCGACCCGGCUCGACAGAGUUGACCGUGUAAUCUCGAAUCGGCUUCCAGCCAGAGAUGACCGCAUAGUCUGGAAUCGGCUUCCAGUCAAAAAUAUCCCCAACACACGGAGCCAGCUUCGUGCCCGCCAGCCCAGAAUCCGGAACCAGCUUCGCAUUGCAAAGCAUGGCGGGGUGCAGACACUACUUGGAGCCGGAAGCGCAUAGAAUCAUAUAAGAAUACGAGUCUGACAGCAAACUGACUCGUGCGCAGGAAAUACAAGAUCAUCUUACCAGGAAACAGCCCCCAACCGCACGUAGCCGAAAUCCAUCAUAAUCCCAG
Molecule: messenger RNA, 2434 nt
Organism: Metschnikowia bicuspidata var. bicuspidata NRRL YB-4993
Lineage: Eukaryota; Fungi; Ascomycota; Pichiomycetes; Serinales; Metschnikowiaceae
Product: Utp12 domain-containing protein
Exons: 1
Coding region: 52-1983 (643 amino acids)
Biological process (GO): maturation of SSU-rRNA from tricistronic rRNA transcript (SSU-rRNA, 5.8S rRNA, LSU-rRNA)
Cellular component (GO): nucleolus
Molecular function (GO): protein binding
Source: RefSeq, a predicted model, not a curated record